Molecule: messenger RNA, 1908 nt
Organism: Purpureocillium lilacinum
Lineage: Eukaryota; Fungi; Ascomycota; Sordariomycetes; Hypocreales; Ophiocordycipitaceae
Cellular component (GO): Ino80 complex
Source: RefSeq, a predicted model, not a curated record
AUGGCCGCCUCCCCGAGCUCGGUCGCCGCGACGUCGGACAUUGAGCCUCCGAGCUCUCCGGCUGCCAACGAAGGCAAGUCCUUUGUCUCGCGCGCGGCGUCCGAUGACGAGGACACGCGGAUGGCCGACACGCCCGAGGUCGGCGAGCGGCCCGCUAGAGGCCGGGGCAAAGGCUCCCAAAACAAGGACGGCCAGCAACACAUUGGCAAGAUCAGGCACCUCAAAAAGGAGGACGGCGAGCCUCUCUGGCGAGAGGACAUUCAAUACGACUUCCUCAAGGCCGUCUUCGACAACGAGCAGAAAGUCUUUACCAACUCAUACGACCCCGAUGGCCUCGGCAAGCAGAAUUUUGCCGACCUGUACAUCGACACCAUGUCGCGAAGCAGCAAAACGAGCAAGGUGCUUCGCGACAAGCUGCUUAGUGAUCGCGAGGCCGCCAAAGGCAUGGCCAUGGUGUGUUUGCUCGUCAACGUCGGCCGGAUGAAUACUACGCUGAACUUCUUUCCUGAAAUGCGCGCGCAACUGCGCACGUAUCACGCGAUUCCCUCCUUGCAGGCGCACCAAGACCCUCACGCCUACAAGCAGCUGCAGGACGCGCCCAGACUGAAGUCGAUUCUGAAGGGCGGAGCAGAGGACAGGGAGGAGCCGAACUCGCUUGACAAGAUCAAGCGGAUCGACGACCCGCCGCGGACAAAUCCCGUGAACCUCAUCUUCGUCAUGUGCAGUGGGGCACAAAAGGUUGCCGAGCUGCACUUUCCAGACGACCACGAGUUCCACGACCUCAUCAUGAAGACCAAAUAUUCCAGUGCAUCUCGUGCCCGGGCUUUCCUUUGGCUCAUGUGGUUCUACCUCGAAUCGGACUUCACAGAGGAGGGCUGCGAAGAGAACCCGUUCGGUCCGGGUGUCGACUACGGGCUUGACGUUGCAAACCAGGGUGUUCCCGAGCUGGAGCUGAUGUCAGACGAGGAAAAGGCCAAGGAGAACGUCGACACGCAGGAGGAAAUUGAGUUUGGCCGGGAGAAGCAAAAGACGCGUGCCAAGAUCCUGGAAGCCGACCAGGCUUAUCUCAACGAGCGGGAAACGAAGCGUGGCAAGAUGCGAGCACAUCUAAACGACGAUGGACCGGCCAUUCUACCUCGCAUCAGGCCCUCCAAGCAUGAAUCCGACAUGGACAGCACCAGAUCUACGCCGCCUCCCCGCGCACUCGGCAGAGGUGGGGGCCCAGGCCGACGAGGACUUCCCCUUAAGUAUCAGAUCUUCGAAGGCUCUUCGCCUGCCCGCCACGGUUCUGAGGGCGUAGUGGCCAGAAAGCCGCGCCCGCCCACCGCUCAUCAGCUGGCGGUGGAAAGGAACCGCAACGAGCGAGUCGAGUAUAUCCUGGAUCGCGGCCUGCGCAAGCGGCACCACAAGAGCCGCAAAGUGCGCAGGCAGGACGGCGCAAUCUUUCGGGCUUACAGGCGGCUGCAGGCUCAAGAUGAUCCCUUUGAGGACAGCGACGCCGAUGACGAUGGCCCGCAUAACCUCCCCCUGCGUGGUGAGAAAGGGGCCACCGCAUUCCGGGAGACGGGAAUCGGCGGCCUGGCCCUCUUGAACACGGAAGACGAUGACUAUGGCGAGGAGGUCAGCUCCUACGCUGCUGCACUCCGGCGAUCGAUGCGGCGCAUGACUCGCUGGAGAGGCCACGAACAGGAGCUCGGUAUCGUGGCACCGGUCAAGAAGCGCAAGCUCAAUGGCGAGGCUGUAAACGGCGAGGUCAAGGGCGCUGGAGCUGCUCCACUGGCAGCGAGCAACGGCGACGCGAAUGGGGACGUUGCAAUGGAGGACGUGGACGAGGUGGACCAGACGGCACUGCUGGACGACGACGACCCCGACAAGACGGAGAUCAUGGGAGACUCGGACAUGGAGUGA